Messenger RNA from Guillardia theta CCMP2712, 1629 nucleotides. RefSeq lists its product as hypothetical. The record is from RefSeq and is a predicted model, not a curated record. The transcript has 14 exons. NCBI's taxonomy places the organism in Eukaryota, Cryptophyceae, Pyrenomonadales, Geminigeraceae. Bases 1 to 1629 code for a protein of 542 amino acids.
AUGCUUGUCUUGCUUGCCUCCGUGUCAUGUGCCAUUUUGUUCCUCCGGUCCUCUGGGAGAAGAGAAGAUGGAAGCGCACAUGCGGUGGAGGAGUUGCUCAACGAUUACACGGUGCCGCAUGUAAACGAUGUGCCGAACGACAUGAUCGACCACGGGAUGGGCAGACAGUUUGCGUACUCAGAGGGGGAUCAGGAUGUUAGAGAGUACAACUUCAUGCAAAACAAGAUGAAUCGUCUGCAGUCCAUCAUCGACUCAAUCCAUAACGGACCUGUGGGGGCACCUUUGCCACCACCACCUCCUCCUCCAGCGCCAGGGCCGCACUGUGGAGGGCCUGGUGGUCCCGAAUGCCCUGGACCAAACCCUCGUGGAGAGGAAGUUCUGAGCUACUCCCAAAGGAUCUAUCGCCUACUCGGCGAGCUCCAGGUUCUGAUCAACCGAGCAGCAAAGAGGCAAUAUCACCUGGAAGACGAGGUUUCUGAGGCCAAGAAGCCGAGAGGUUCUCCUGGCUUCAUCGGCCCUCCUGGGUACCCCGGCGAGUCAGGACCAGUUGGCCCGGAGGGUCCGCCAGGAGAGCCAGGAGCUCCAGGGAUAGACGGCAAGCCAGGGAUCCCUUCCAAGGUUGCUGGCCCAGAGGGUCCGCCGGGAGUUCCAGGAAGCCCCGGGUUGGAUGGAGUAGAUGGGAUCCCGAGCUACGAGCCAGGGCCUAAGGGGCCUCCGGGUGCCAAGGGAGAGACUGGCCCUCCAGGACCUCCAGGGCUGCCAGGGAGGCAGGGGGCGGCAGGGCGAGAUGGCCAGGAUGGGAUGCCAGGUCCCAUCGGCGCCAUGGGCAGGGAUGGAACUCCCGGAUACAACGGCAAGGACGGAACUCCAGGAAUGCCAGGACGAGAGGGAAAACCUGGACGACCUGGGCCAGACGGCUUCCAAGGGCCUCCCGGUAAACCGGCUCCAGCCUAUGGUGCUCCCGGGAUCUCAGGGCCUCCUGGUCCACGCGGGUAUCCUGGUUCCCCCGGACCGCUGGGCAACAUCGGAGCGCGAGGAGAGGUGGGGUACAGGGGCAGACCUGGACGAGACGGUCACAAGGGCUUGCCUGGGAAAGAGGGAGUGAUGGCUUUGCCUCUGGGGGAGAUCAGGGUGUUUGGCGGGUCGACUCUGCCCACGGAUCGAUACUGCCACUUUCCCUUCUACUUCAACGAUCAGAUCUUCACGAGGUGCACAACUCAGGGCCGAGAUGCUCCAUGGUGCUAUGCCGACAAGGAGCAGACGAGAUGGGGAAACUGCGAACAGUACAUUGAGGUGGAGGAAGGCGAGGAGGACGACAACGCGACAUCCUGCAGCUUUCCCUUCCUGUACGAGGGCAAGAUUUACGGAAGUUGUGUCGACGGCCCGACGCCCAACGGGACGCACGUGCCCGGCAACCUGUGGUGCUUCACCGACAGGGAGCAGACGACGUUUGCGUCAUGCAAGGUGGAGGUGGCAGGAGGGACGUCGUUACCUGGAGACACAUGCAAGACUGCCUGCACGACGGAUUAUUCGGCAAGGCCAUGGUGCUACACAGCUAACGACAAGUCAAGGUGGGGUGUCUGUCUCUUCAAGGAGAGGAGGGUGGACGGGUCGUGGGUUUACGUAUAA